This is a messenger RNA of Ectocarpus siliculosus, 1251 nucleotides long. The record is from the annotation of a GenBank genome assembly. Lineage: Eukaryota; Phaeophyceae; Ectocarpales; Ectocarpaceae.
AUGGACUCUCCUCUUGCGCAGUACCCUCGGGGCCCAUGGACUGCUCUGCACUCGGCCGCCAACGAUGGAUCCUUCGAACAAGUUUUUGGGAUCGUGUCGUCAGGAUCCGUCCAAAUCAACCAAGGAUCUCCGGAAGGCUGGACGCCUUUGAUGCUCGCUGCCGACGGUGGAUACUCGCGCAUCGUGAGUUUCCUGCUUCACAAAGGAGCUAUCGCCGGGAUCAUGGGAGACGAGGGUGUCACGGCGCUACACGUUUCCGCCAGAAACGGUCACGUGGUUGUCAGCCUCAUGCUGAUACGGGCUGGAGCUGAUGUCGGACUGUCUUGCUUCACUUCUGGUGGAUACACCGCGCUGCACCUAGCGGCACAAAACGGAAGGUGUGCAGUCAUGGAGGUGCUUGUGUACGCAGGCGCCGACGUGGAUCGCCGCUUGGAGGACGGCGCGACGGCCAUGUAUCUUGCGGCCGAGAGAGGUGAGCUGCAGGCGGUCAAGAUCCUUCUUGCACACAAGGCCGAUCCAAUGAUUGCAACCAUGGAGGGUUACGUGCCUCUCGAUGUGGCGACCGAAAAAUUUCGCGUGGACAUCGUACGCGAGCUGGUCGAUGACGUGGGGAUCGAGGGGUGCGGCGGCUCCGACGGCGGAAUGGUAGCUCUGCGCCUCGCUGCUCAAAACGGCCAUCUUGACAUUCUGCACAUCCUACACGAGCGAGGAGUGGUGGAUAGCUCCGGUCUGGCUCUUUGCGCGGCGCUCAUGCACGGAGGAGAGAAGACGGUCAAACUUCUUCUGCAGCGGGCGGCGGAAUAUUUUUCUUGCGGUGGAUCUUCGUAUGCCAACAGCGCCGUUGGCUCCAUAGGCAAGCCACUGCUAUCGUGUCUGGUUAGAGACAGCCUGAGGGGAAGUUCCCGCAGGGUCAUGCGCAGGCUCAUCGACGCCGGAGCGACCACGGACUUCACGUUCACCCGUAUAAACUACGAAGGCAACUUCAUGUGUCAAACCACGGCCCUGGACAUGGUGACCACACUCCUCCGUGACAAAGGGAGCGGAGGUCCCUCUUUCACCCAACAACAAAUGUACGGGCUCCGCGGGAUGCGGCAACUGAUGCUGCAGGUGGAUGCGGUUCAUGCUGUGUCGUGGGGAUGGGCCACCCGUUCUGCUGCGACGGCCGCUGCCCCGGGUGCGCUUCUGGUGCCGAUCCGGAGAGAGAGGGCGGCAACGAAGACUCGUGUGUGUCGGAAAGCUCUGUUCAGGUGA